CGCAGUGACUAAAUAUGGGCUUCCUCCUCCCCAAAUAUGGACAUCUACGUCACGGAGAGAGGGUUUAAAAGCUACGGGAAACCUUUCCGCUCAGAGACAGCCCUGAGAGCCCACAAGCGCAACUAUAUGAGAGCAGAUAGAAAAACACAUAGAACUCCCAAACUGAGCACAUCGCACCAAAAGUACAAAAGUCAACAAACUACAUUAAAUCCAAGACGGUUAAUACCGGACUGGAAAAGUUAGUUUACUGUAAUUAUACAUAAAACAACAAGCCAUUUGUUUAUUCAUUUUUUGCAAAUGAGUAAAAAGGACACUUUGGAUUUUUUCUAAAAAAAACAACAACAAGAAAAAAGACAAGAGGAUCUUUUUACUCAUCUCUGAGAGAGAAGGGCAACCGACGGACAAGCGGAGCCCGAGAGGCAAGGAACGAGGCUGAGAGAGCGCAGCAUCGUCUUUGGCUUCUUCCCUGCACUCAGCCAGCGUGCAGCAGCAGUCAGUCAGCCCGACGCGCACGCUUCUCUGCUCGCCGGGCUCCACACUUUCAACCCUGCUCGAGCUCCAGCAGCACCAGAAGAGGAUGGCUGCUGCCAAGACAGAGAUGCUCCUCCCGGCGCUGCAGAUUUCAGAGCCUCUGAACUUCCCUCACUCCCCCAUGGAUAACUACCCCAAGCUGGAGGAGGUGAUGAUGCUCAGCUCAGCGGGGACACCCUUCCUCACAGCCUCCGCGCCCGAAGGUGCCGGCUUUGGCUCCGGUGAGCCAGGGGAGCCGUACGACCACCUUGCUGGGGAUACACUACCUGACAUCUCCUUCAACUGUGAGAAAACAGUCGGGGAGCAGACGUACCCCACCCCAAGGCUACCCCCUAUCUCCUACACGGGUCACUUCACUCUAGAACCUGCCACUGCCUGCAGCAACAGCCUUUGGGUGGAGCCUAUUUUGGGUGUGUUCACUGGUCUGAUGGGCAACAUUCCAGCAAGUUCGAGCUCUUCGUCCACCAAUUCACAGAACUCAUCGUCCUCAUCUUCGUCCGCCCCGACAUCCUCCUCGUCCCCCUCUUCUACCUCCUCCUCGUCACAGAGCGCCAGCCUCACGUCCUCAAUUCACCACAAAGAACCUAACCCUAUUUAUUCGGCCGCCCCAACCUACCCCAACCCUAACUCCGACAUAUUUCCUGACCAAAGCCAAGCCUUCUCCAGUUCCAGUGGAGGCACGCAGUACCCUCCCCCUGCCUACCCUAACAGUAAAACCUGUGGAACAAGCUUUCCAGUGCCAAUGAUUCCUGACUAUCUGUUCCCACAGCAGCAGGGAGAGAUCAGCCUGGUGCCGCCUGACCAAAAGCCAUUCCAGAGUCAAUCAAGUCAGCCCUCUCUAACCCCUCUGUCUACCAUCAAGGCCUUCGCCACACAGACAGGCUCUCAAGACCUGAAGAGUGUCUAUCAGUCUCAGCUGAUCAAGCCCAGUCGCAUGCGCAAAUACCCCACCCGACCGAGCAAGACCCCCCCACACGAGAGACCCUACGCCUGCCCGGUGGAGACGUGCGAUCGCCGCUUCUCGCGCUCCGACGAGCUGACUCGCCACAUUCGCAUCCACACGGGGCAGAAGCCCUUCCAGUGCCGCAUCUGCAUGCGCAACUUCAGCCGCAGUGACCACCUGACGACGCACAUCCGCACGCACACGGGAGAGAAACCUUUCGCCUGCGAUAUCUGCGGACGCAAGUUCGCUCGUAGCGACGAAAGGAAAAGGCACACAAAGAUCCACCUGCGGCAAAAGGACAAAAAGGCAGAGAAAACGGCAUCUGGGGCGGUACCGGUGUCGGCUCCCGUAUCGGUAGCAUCGCCCGCUUCUAGCUAUCCCUCGCCCAUGACUUCAUACCCUUCCCCUGUGUCUUCGUACCCAUCCCCUGUUACCUCCUGCUACUCCUCUCCAGCUCACACUUCCUAUCCGUCUCCCUCAAUCGCCACUACCUAUCCUUCAGUGUCCAUGUCAGGCACUUUCCAGUCCCAGGUAACCUCACCUUUCCCUUCCUCAGUCACCUCCAACCUCUACAACUCCCCAGUGCCAACCCCACUAUCAGACCUGCAGACCACCCUUUCCCCAAGGACAGUCGAGAUCUGCUAAGAUUGCUUCCAUAAGUUCAUUUGAAAGGACUUGCAGCAGCAUCUAAAGACUCUAGAGACUGUUGUUCUCCCUUCCAAAAUAAAACAAAAAAGCACUUUUGUGACUGUGCAGUGGUGGGUCAAUCCUGAGAUUUAUCCAUGAAAGAAAAGGAAAAAUGUACAAGGACUGGGCAAGGUUUUUCCUUCAACCCUGACAAAAAAAUGAAGCACUUCAAAUGCAUAACGGACUGAACAGAGAAUAUUGGAUUCAACAGUUUUGGCUCUUUACUAUCAGGUACACCCAAGAAACAGAUAAAAAGUGAAGAUCGCCAGCAGCUGCAGUGCUCAAACAUGUCCGCCCCUUGUAGGCAUGCAUACAGUACAAAGGACAAUGACUGAUAAGCUAUCAUAUAUGUAUAUUGUACAUGUGCCAUGUUUUGUUCCUAUCAUUCUUUGAUAUCAUUGAUGUGAACAAUGAUUUGCAUAGUUGCAUUGUAUUAUUUGAAGUGAGCAGGGCCACAUUUUCUACAUAUUUUCUCUAUUAUGUAGUGAUGCUGCUGUGAUACGUUUCAUUUGGAAAAAGACAAAAAAAAAGCACUUACGUAUUCAAGCAUGAGUAGGAGUAAUGUUAGUUUCUGUUUGUAAAUAUCAUCCACUGGUACUCUUUUUCUCUCUUUCUCACAUGUGGGGACAUAUCGUUGAGUAAAGAAAAAAAUAUGAAAAGAGCAUACCCCCCCAACUCUGAAAAAAAACCUAACAAAAAGGACAAACGCUCCCGUUAUUUGGUGCCUUUUGUGAAGCCUUGCUGAUGUCGUGAAUCGGCUGAGUACGAGAGAGAGGAUGCGUUGCAUCCCGCCUUAAGGACUGAGGGAAUAUUUUUGUUACAGAAUGUAAGUCACACUCGAAGGGAAGAAAAAAGGAUGAGGGCACUGCUUCAUUUAAUUAGAAUGUAAGCAAAAAAGAGAACAUUUAAAGUCUAUUUUUCUAAGUGUAAAUAUCCACAUCUUAAAGAGCCGGAAUGUUGACGUUACCUACUGAGUAGGCAUGGUAUUCUUUUGUAUGUUCGAUACAUGCAGUUCAUUAUUUUGUGGUUUUCUUUAUUUUGUAUGUGUGUUUGUCCAAACAAGUGACUGUUCCAGGCUUCUGAACACAAUGAAUGCGCUUAACUGCCAAUGGGAUAUUUGGUGUAAAAGAUAUCCGCCCAGAAUUUAAAUAUAAAUAAAAAUGUGAA
Corythoichthys intestinalis (scribbled pipefish) is the source of this 3328-nucleotide messenger RNA. RefSeq names its product early growth response 1 (gene egr1). Lineage: Eukaryota; Metazoa; Chordata; Actinopteri; Syngnathiformes; Syngnathidae. Gene Ontology annotation, molecular function: DNA-binding transcription factor activity, RNA polymerase II-specific; RNA polymerase II cis-regulatory region sequence-specific DNA binding. The record is from RefSeq and is a predicted model, not a curated record. Bases 578 to 2119 code for a protein of 513 amino acids. Gene Ontology annotation, biological process: regulation of transcription by RNA polymerase II. The transcript has 2 exons.